Molecule: messenger RNA, 782 nt
Organism: Rhipicephalus sanguineus (brown dog tick)
Lineage: Eukaryota; Metazoa; Arthropoda; Arachnida; Ixodida; Ixodidae
Exons: 6
Coding region: 108-521 (137 amino acids)
Source: RefSeq, a predicted model, not a curated record
AGUACGAUUCCAGUGAAGUGGAACAUGCGGAGACCCGCUUAAAAACAGCCGUGCUUGGCCCCGCCUAACGCUUUAGGUUUCAUCCUUGCUACAUACGAGGGUCGACUAUGGAUUUCAGGCUUCUCGCCGCGUCCAUUCUGCUCUUUGCGGCCAGCAUAGGAUACGCACAAGCACAAGGGGGCCUCUUGGAGAUUGUGCAAUCGCUUAUCGACGAGAAGAUCACCGACGCCCAGACAAAGCAGCUAGUCAUCUCUAAGUUGCCAGACAUUCAGGUCUGCAUCAUGAGUAUGGCCUCCAUGACACCUCAAGUUGCCAUGCAGGUAAUUGACCAGAUGAUACCGGCCCUAAACAAUUGCGGAGUGCAGCUGUCGUCCGCUCCUGAUGAUCAGAAAGCGAGCGUGUACGCCAGUUGCUCGCAAGAGGCGGUCGCCAAAGUGAAGACUGCCACCGGUAUGGGUGCCGACGAUGCGAAAAUUUUUGACGACGGAAUGGCAUGUCUGCAAAAGGCUCUCGGUUUCUAGGAUUCCAUGCAACAACGCUUUUCGUUGCCGUUACAGCAUACCGAGCCGUAGAUUAACAACGAGAGUUUAGAAGGUGAUAAGGCACGGCCGCUGAAUAAAAUACGCUUCUUGCAGUACACAUUGUAGAGAACGCGUUUUGGGAAUUAAAGUAUUGGAAUUUAUCAUCCGGGAUGCUAUAGAAAAUUUUAUCUGGAGUUCCUAACCUUGAAUUUUCUUGGUGUGUCGUUAUUGACGUAUGUUAACCACUCAUGAAGGAUAUAU